CUUCCUUCCGUUUGCCGCCGCGCCCACACUACUUCCUCUCCCUCCAGUACUUCUGUACUACCGCUACUCCGCGCGCGCCUGUGUGUGUGUGCCUCCUCCCGACACCAUCCUCGGUAUCUAGUCGGUGUUGUCACUGCACUGCCCUCCUUGCUUCGUGGCCAGGUUAUUUUAUUCUGUUUGGCAAACAGGUGUAAGAGAAGCCAACGGUCAGCAAUCGCAUUUUUUACCCCAAUAAAGGUCAGUCAUUCCCGUGGGUGGAUCCCCGUUCGCACAUACAUACAGACACACACUAUUCUUCUCCCUCUGUUCUUUGUUAGCCGGGGUGGUACGAGUACUGACGGCAAAAAUACGACAGCCGUGGCCGACUAUCGCUGUCGCCCCUUGCGACCCAGACCGUCUGGAGUCUGGUUCGGAAUCCCGGGGAAAAACCACCGGAGAAAUACGGCGGACGUGAGGACAAUCCACUCGUGUCAACAGUGGUCCCGGGGACUGCCUUGUCCCUCCUCCUCUUCCUCCUCUUCCUCAUCUUCUCUCCUUGUGCUUCCCCUACCUCAUCGCCUGUGAUUUCUACCUCCUUCCCACCUACCCUGCCGGAGAGACGGGCAUCCCGUCUCUCGCGCCCGCCUCUGUCGUCACAAUGCGAUCCAGUAUCGCCUGCGCUCGUUGCCGUCGAAGCAAGAUAAAAUGCGUCAACGCCGGCAUCGAUACCACCUGCCGCGCCUGUGAAUCCUCCGGUCGAGAAUGUGUAUAUCCCGCCCCGGCCAUCGGGGUGGGCGGUGGUGCCGCCAAGCGAGACCUGGCCGCGCUGGCGGAGGGCGAGGAACGGAACAAUGAUUGGGAUAGCCCCAAGCGACAACGCUCACGGAAGGCCGUCGGCAUCUCCUCGUCCGCCGCAAAGGAUGGGGGUAGAUCCGCGCUCGACGUGCUCGAUUCGUCAGUCCUGACCACCAAGGUCUGGGACGCCGUCUUCGAUCUCUUCCAGUCGCACUUUGCGACCAUGCUUCCCUUCCUGCAUCCCGCCUCGUUCAUCGGUCAAACGCGCCAACUCUCCACCCCCUCGACCAAUCCGCCCACAAAUUCAGAACCCUCGCGCGAUCCCGCGCAAAGUCCGCCUGCAAGCAAGCCGGAUCCCAAUCCGCUCAUUCCCCUCGGUGUCCUCGCUCUCACCGCCCGUUUCCAUCCCCAACUGGUCGCUUUCCACUCUCCACCGUCCCCUGGAAACCCGUCCAAUCCGCUUGUCGCUUCGGAAUUCUAUGCGACGGCGUUGCGUAGCCGGCUGGCCGGCGUCGACGGCGCUAGUCUCGCAGUCACGGACCUCACCCGGGUCCAAGCAUUGCUCAUGCUGGCGCUGCACGAAUGGGGCAUGUGCCGUGGCAAGAGCGCAUGGUUGUAUGUCGGAAUGGCCAUCCGGCUAUCCCAAGCCAUGGGCCUUCCCUUCGAGCUGGAAAAUGAAAUGGCGUCCCGCGACGGGCCCCGGUCCCCCGUACUGAAGAUGGAGUCCGAGAUCUUUGGUCUGCCCCGUCGGCCGGUGGAGCCCAGAGAACAGACUUCGGAUGAUAUCAUAGCGCUAGAGACGAAGCGUCGUACCUUCUGGGCGUGCUUCAUUUUGGACCGUUGCUUAAGCAGCGGCAAAUAUCGACCUCGUAUGAUCCGCGUCAAGGAGCUGGGUAUCCAGCUUCCCAGCGAUAACGCCUUUGCAUUUGGAGAACGGGUCCGCACCUCCCGUCUCAGUGAGCCGGCUGCACGCCGCCCACAAUCGUUCGGGUCCCAGGGCGUCCAGAUUCCGAGCAUCCGGCAGAGUCUGGGUGCUCUCGGUGACGACCGCUUACCCAGUAAUGGCGCUCCCGAUCCCAAGUCUUCCUGGUCACCUGUCUCGCGCCGUAAGGAUUCGAGUGAGGAUGAAAUUGAUCGAUGGGAGGUUGGUGCCGAGGAAUCUGUGCUCAGUCGGGUGAUUCGUAUCAUUCGCAUCUGGGGAAGCAUUGCCAAGUGGUCGUGCGCUGGGGGGCGAAGGAACGAACAGUUGCCCCCAUGGCACCCAGACUCGCGUUUCUCCCAGCUUCGAGCGAUGCUGGGCGAGUUCCAGGAUAGCCUUUCACGCAACUUGCAGUACUCUCCACGGAACACGGAUACGCACAUCAUGUAUAAAAAUACCCUCUCCCCGUAUACGGUCAUGCACGUGGUCUAUUUCCUGUCGGUCAUCGUCCUUCAUCGUGCAUAUAUCCCGUUCCUUCCUGUACGAUGCUCGGAGCCGGUUGGACCCUUGGACGAGCCCCUAUUCCCCGUGGAAAAGCCCGGUGUGGCAGAGGCUUUCUGGCGUGAGAGCGCUCGAGAGCUCUUCAAUGCCGCCCGACAGAUGAUUGAUCUGGCGGUAACCUGCCAAGACCGCGGCGUCCUGGUUGAAAACCCUCUCGUCGGCUUUGCUGUCUAUAACGCCGCCUUUAUCGGCGUGUAUGCAGCCCAUUUCCCUCAUAUGGAUCCGGAGGGCGCUUUGGCUCCGAGAGAUCGUACCACUCAAGGUCAGGCACAAGCCCGUAAGGCCCUUGACAUCCUGCGCGACAUGCGGCUGCGUCUGAAGAUGGCGCGGGGAUGGUUCCGCACCCUUAACCGGCUGCAUAGUUAUUUCGCCAAGGUCAAGCGCGAUUUCCGGCGAUCUUCUCGGAAGAUGGACAUGGAUGGCGUCGAUGUGCAUAUGAACGGGGUUCGUCCGGUGCGUGAAGGCGGAGCUGGUGGGGGUCUUGAGGAAUUCAAACUAUUGGAGAAGUUGUUCUUGGAGUUCGGUAUCAUCGAAGACCAACUGCCUGAUAACAGUGCAGAGGAUGAUGGCCUGGCAGCAGUCAGCGAUCGGGCGACCAACCUGAGCGAUGCAGGCAGCAAUGCUGUUCGCAGCGAAACUGGAGACACAGGCGAGCCUCCACUGGACGGUGCUGGCGGACGACGUGAGUCUUGGGUUCCCAUCAACAGCCCUGGUAUGCCGCUUCCUGGACCGGAUGGAGAGCGACGGCCUAGUCUGCCUCUACCCCCAGGCCGCUCCCUGCAGUCCCAGUCUCCGUACUCUCUACCCUCUCUCCAGCACCAUCCUGACGCUGGGCUAUACAACUCCUCCUCCCCCAAUCUGCCAUCGCUGGGACCCCCAGGCCCAUACGGGGCCCCGCCAACAACGACGGCAACAGCGUCCUCACAGUAUGGGGCGCCGCCGCCCAACAACCGUUUGCAGCCCCUCAAUUCGUGGCUGAACAAUCGUCAGCAGCCUCCCCCGCCAUAUUCGCAGUCACUGCCGCCCAUCAAUGCGGCUACUUCACACAGCUUGCCAUUGCUGCCCCCACCUGGCUCAGUCGGCCACCCGGGAGCGUCACCACCGGUAACAGUUGAUGGUCUUGACACGGUCAACACCAACGGGCUGUGGUCGACCAGCCUGGGCGGAGAUGAUGUGCUGGCGUUCUUGGAGGGAUGUGAAUACGACCAGCUGCCGGCGAUGACGCCGUCGGAGGUCGGUGUUCCGGUCGGGUGGCUCAGCACGGUGUGGACCGAGUUCGCCCGCUGAUGGGGUGGAUACAUUGCCCCCCCCACCAUUGCAUUUUGCUUUUAUUGCUUUGACUUGAU
Messenger RNA from Aspergillus welwitschiae, 3600 nucleotides. RefSeq names its product putative C6 transcription factor. Gene Ontology annotation, cellular component: nucleus. The coding region runs from base 638 to 3541 and encodes 967 amino acids. The record is from RefSeq and is a predicted model, not a curated record. The transcript has 2 exons. Gene Ontology annotation, molecular function: zinc ion binding; DNA binding; DNA-binding transcription factor activity, RNA polymerase II-specific. Gene Ontology annotation, biological process: regulation of DNA-templated transcription; DNA-templated transcription. Lineage: Eukaryota; Fungi; Ascomycota; Eurotiomycetes; Eurotiales; Aspergillaceae.